AUGAAUCCCUACACCGGGCUGCAAUGGGAGAUGAAUACAUUUGUCACACCACUCCUGCAGUACUCCGCUUCACAGAAUAUCGUGUCGGUUCUUCUGGUCCCUGUCACUUAUAUCCUUAAGUUGUAUCCCAUGCUGACCUGGAACACUGUUCCGGACGACAUCUUUUCAUUCCACCUCCUUUCAUUUCAUGAUGAGCCAAUUGCAGGACAUCCGUCCCGGAUUGUGUUCGCAUAUACAUGUCCAUGGUGGAUGGGAAACACCACAAUCCCUGAUCAACCAUGGCAGUGGGAUGAAAUAAUGGCUUCCUGCAUCUCUCACUACCAGUAUUGGGCGCUUAAUGUUGAGGAUGAUGCUUUGGUACUUCCAGAGAAGUUGAAAAACACUUCGACUCCACCACUCAUGGGACUGAGAUUCAUCAAAGAACGCAUGGAAGCAUUGCUGGAGGAGCAAGAUCAGGGCAUCGAAGCUAAGAUGGGAGAGGUGAAGAUGUACACUGACAUGUUAGAGAAAUUGAGGAAAGGCAAAGGAGUGUAG
Suillus fuscotomentosus is the source of this 534-nucleotide messenger RNA. RefSeq lists its product as uncharacterized. Lineage: Eukaryota; Fungi; Basidiomycota; Agaricomycetes; Boletales; Suillaceae. The transcript is spliced from 3 exons. Bases 1 to 534 code for a protein of 177 amino acids. The record is from RefSeq and is a predicted model, not a curated record.